This is a messenger RNA of Acanthocheilonema viteae, 2445 nucleotides long. Lineage: Eukaryota; Metazoa; Nematoda; Chromadorea; Rhabditida; Onchocercidae. The record is from the annotation of a GenBank genome assembly.
AUGACAAUGAUUAUGGAUAUCAACGGUAGUGAUCCGCUUCAGACAAACAGUGCAACGAGCAAUUUUUCUCCAUCGAAAACGUUAUUUCACGGUUAUGAGGCAAGCACAUCUAACAACUCGCAUGAAACCAGUGAUGAUAUCUAUGUCGCGAGUACUCGAUGUGUUGGAGGGAUUUCACAAGCAUCAUGCAGCUCGAUAUGUUCCGAAAAAUUUGAAGCAAAGCAAAAAGAUUGCGGAUUAUACUGGAGUCAUAACAUUGCUGAUCAAAGUACUUAUAAACAUUCUCGCUUGGCACCUGGACGUACCUCUUGUGUGUUCUUGGAGAUGGCUUUGAAACGAUUAUAUGCUCGAGACGAUUUCGAUGUGUUGGAAAGCUUGGGCGAAGGUUUCUUUGGUGAUGUAUAUAAGGUACAGCAUCGAUUUACUGGCGAGAUUAUGGUGUUGAAGGUCGGCAAGGAACGAGAACGAGAAAAUCGGGUACGGAUUAAGGCAAAUGUGCUGAAAGAAGUUGAUGUGUUAAAUCAGUUGACGUCACAUCCCAAUCUGUUGGCUUUUCGUGGUGUUUGUGUUGAUCUGUCAGAGAAGUCGUGGAAUUUACAUAUACUUAUGGAUUUCUGUGAUGCGGGUAGUUUAAGUCGCCUCAUAUGUGACCAUCAAAAAUAUUUCGGAUGGAGUUUGCGAUGCAGUUUAGCCGGUGAUAUUGCAUACGCCAUGGAUUUCGUACAUUCGAAGGGCAUCAUGCAUCGCGAUCUCACUAGCAUGAAUGUUUUACUGCAAAAAGUUGCAAAUGGUAGUUUAAAAGCAGUGGUAGCUGAUUUCGGCUUAUCGUGCAGAAUCCCACGAAUUGUUGAGAAGCUGACUCAAGUGGGUACCCCGUUCUGGAUGGCUCCAGAAUGCCUUAAGGAAGAGUUUUAUGAUGAAAAGGCCGAUGUUUUCUCCUUUGGAAUAAUACUAUGCCAGAUGAUAGCAAGAAUUGAUGCCGAUCCUGAAGCAGGACUGUACCGAACUCACAAUUUUGGCUUAGAUUAUAUUCGCUUCAUAGCCCAUUGUCCAACUGACACUCCUCUGGAUAUUUUGAAUCUAGCAUUUCAGUGCUGUUUGAUGGAUCCAACUGCUCGGCCAAAUUUUAUGUCUGUUUGCGAUUUCUUUUCUAACUUUCGAUUUUCACCGCAUAAGGAUUAUAGUGAAUCUCCAUCGCGGCUAGCUGAAAAUGAUGGACGGUUGGAACGCUCUUUGUCGGAUGCAACUUUAAAAUAUUGGAAAUCGAAACAGUCAGAGUUGUUCCCACAUAUUUUAACCGUAAAGGAGCAAAAUAGUGAAAAUCAACGUGAAUGCAAGUCAAUGAAUACAGUUCCUCUUCUGGUUCUUCAUGAAGGUGUAUCGUAUGAAGAUCUAAAUCACACAAACAAGGAUGAGGAGAUGAGAAACAAGUCGCGAAUGGAAGAGCUUGCGAGAAGUGUCGCCGUGGAUGAAUUUUCUGAUGAGAUGGCUUUGGACACCGGAAAUCCAUUUAUUGCUCAUAAAAUUUACAAAACGACUCGUAAGUUAGCUUUCCCUGACACGAACGAUCGAAAAUGUAUUGUUUCGGAUGUGAGGGAAUCGGAUGACAUCAAUGUAAAUACGACUAGUUAUGACAGCAAUUUAACGAAUUAUAACGUCUUCACCCCUCACAUCAGUGAGCAGUCAGCCAGCACAAAGAAGUAUGGUCAUCAAAGAAGAGUUUCAAAAAUUAUUCGUCGCAGUGCAUCACUUCCGAGUUCAUCAACGAAUACAUCGUGGAUAAGGCACUGUGCAACAUUUGAUCCAUUAUUGCCAUCAUCAUCAUCUACGGGCUUAACAACGGUUGUAAUUGGGCAACGCGGUAAAACUGAUCAUAUAGGUGAACACUGUGUGUUGAAGGGUCAGAUGUCAAUGGCCUUCAAAAAUAAAGAUCAGAAAUUCACCUCACGUCGAUGUCGGUCAACCUUCUCGAACGAGGCAUUGCUUAAUCCCAGUUCUGCGAAGAAUCGACGAGCCAAAGAUUUCUCCUUAUCGGUGGACGAAGAGAUUUUAAGUCGUGAUAUCAAUGAACUUACUUUCGAACGCUGGAAAAAUGACAGCAAUUUUGCCAACUUUGUGCAACAAGGCAAUGAUGUGGUCAUACAACAGCCCUUUCCAGUAGGAUUAUCUGAAGGGACAUUUGUAAACACAUCGUUACUUGGAACCAAAACCUCUAGUGAUGAAUUCAGUAAUGGGAUACGAGGUAGACAGAAAGUUGACUACAACAGGUGUCGCGUUCAGAUGAUACGGAACACAGCUGCGCAUAAGAGAGCAGUGCAUGAUGCUAAUAUCUUGGAUCCUUUUUGUAUAACAAGGCCAAAAUGCGGUCCAUGUAGUAAACAGCGGAUAGUGCAUGAAGAUGACAGACAUGUUCCCGCAGACGGCGAAUACUGUGUUGUUUUGUAA